AUGUGCGGUCGUUACGCUCUAGCGCUGAGUAACGAAGAACUCUACGAUGCUCUCCAAGAACAACUCCCUAGGAUGUUUGACCAUGGUCGUCCAAGAUGGGAACGUCCUCAGGAUUAUCGACCAAACUAUAACGUUGCUCCGAGACAGAGAGCUGCGGUGAUACAUCGGGAUACGGAGUCAGGAAGGGCGAUGAUAGAGACUAUGCAAUGGGGUUUGAUACCACAUUGGAGUAAACAUCCUCCAAGCGGACCUCUGAACACUAUCAACGCUAGAUCGGAAACUUUGCUAGAUCCUACAUCAGGAGGCAUGUGGCAUCAUCUAAAAGGAUCAAAACGAUGUGUCGUCCCUGCUCAAGGGUACUAUGAAUGGCUCAAAAAACCAUCUACCAAGAUCGCUCAUUUCACACGACUACCUCUCGGACCGAAAAAUGACAAUACAUCACCUCCCUUGAUCUUCUUCGCAGGUCUGUACGACAUUGUACAUUAUGUAUCACCUGUCGAAUCUCGUUUCCGACCUUCUUCCCCUGAUCCGGAAACGGGGGAGAAAGAUACAAGGGAACCUUAUCCCACCGGCAACCCACUUCCCUUGGCGACUUUCACGAUACUUACCACUGCCCCGGCUAAAGAUAUACGCUGGCUACAUGAUCGUAUGCCAUGUGUCUUGAAUGGGUGGGAAGAAGUUGAGAGGUGGUUGGGAAUGGAUGGGAUAGACGGGUGGGUGGAGGGGAAGAAUGGGACGGGGCAGAUGUUGAGGGGUUGUGAGGGAUUGGAUUGCUUCCCUGUCAACCCGGAAGUAGGAAAGAUAGGUACAAAUUCCCCAACAUUCAUACAACCCGUAUCAGAAAGAUCUGACGGUAUCAAAUCUUUCUUCCAAAAACAACAACUCUCCCCUUCGAAACUUGCAAAAUCCUCUCACUCUUCUCCUCGCUCUGUCAAAAAGAUCGAUUCUUCAGAAACUUCACCGAUCUCUCCGCAGAUAUUGGAGGAGACGAAAGAUGUCAAGCCAAAGGAAGAAAAGGGAUUAGGUGACGAUUCCAACGCUCCUAAUCCUACUCCCACUGUAUCACCAGGUAAGACACCAGGGGUGAAGAAGGAACAACCUACGCCGAAGAGAAAACGACAGUCAGAAUCGGACGCAGAGGAAGAAGCCCAGGAAAAGCCUCAAGGACGGAGAGGGGGACAUCAAACGAAAGUAGUCAGACGUACGGAUCCGGAGGAUCACAAAGCAGCCCAACCCAGUAUCACGAGUUUUUUCCAAUCGCCUGCCAAAUCAAGCACACAAGGGGCGAAGAGAAGCACACGAAAGAGUAGAUGA
Molecule: messenger RNA, 1314 nt
Organism: Tremella mesenterica DSM 1558
Lineage: Eukaryota; Fungi; Basidiomycota; Tremellomycetes; Tremellales; Tremellaceae
Exons: 5
Coding region: 1-1314 (437 amino acids)
Biological process (GO): DNA damage response
Molecular function (GO): single-stranded DNA binding
Source: RefSeq, a predicted model, not a curated record